Glycine soja is the source of this 4243-nucleotide messenger RNA. Its product is annotated as DNA repair protein REV1. Gene Ontology annotation, molecular function: deoxycytidyl transferase activity; DNA-directed DNA polymerase activity; damaged DNA binding. Lineage: Eukaryota; Viridiplantae; Streptophyta; Magnoliopsida; Fabales; Fabaceae. The record is from RefSeq and is a predicted model, not a curated record. Gene Ontology annotation, cellular component: nucleus. Gene Ontology annotation, biological process: error-prone translesion synthesis; error-free translesion synthesis. The coding region runs from base 117 to 3464 and encodes 1115 amino acids. The transcript is spliced from 24 exons.
AAAUAAAAAGCAUGAGACAACUUUGACUUGUUAUUAGUUUGGUUCUUGUAGAAACAGUGCUGGUUCAAAUUCAAACAAUCUUGGUGGAUACACACACUAGUUUCUCCUCCCUCAGAAUGAGUUUAGACUCGUCUCGCUCUGGUAAUUCUAAACGAAGUUUCUCUAAUUCUAUAUCCUCCAACGAUUACAUUAAGAAGAAGAAAAAGAAGAAGACAACCCCCAACCAGAAAACCCUAGGCGCUGCUUGGGGCUCAAAGUCUAAUUCCCGAAAACCCGCCUUCUCCGAUUUUGCCAGUUAUAUGACAGAGAAGAAUCGGAAAUUACACAACCAGUUUGAAGCUCAGGCUUCCACCUCAUCUUUGACUUUAAGUGCCUCUCUAUUCAGUGGAGUUUCAAUUUUUGUCGAUGGUUUCACGAUUCCUUCCAACCAGGAACUGCGGAGCUACAUGCUAAAGUAUGGCGGAAGAUUUGAGAAUUAUUUCUCUAGACAUCGUGUAACACAUAUCAUCUGCAGUAAUCUGCCUGAUAGUAAAGUUAAGAACCUCAGAGCCUUCAGUGCAGGGUUGCCAGUGGUGAAACCCACUUGGAUUUUAGAUUCUGUUGCUGCUAAUAGACUCUUGAGCUGGGUGCCUUAUCAACUUGACCAGCUUGCUAAUAACCAACCAAAACUGUCAGCCUUCUUCACAUUGAAAAGUAGUAAAAUGUCAGAGGAUGCUUAUACAAAUGACCUUUGUCAAGUAGUAUCAGAUAUUGAAGAUUCAUCCAUGAGGGUUGGCCGAUCAGAUUCAGAAGAUAGACACUCAUCCAAAGUUGGGGAUAUGAGUGAACUUAGCGGGCAAAUUAGUACUGAAUCUGAUGAUACUAUACCUGAGAAUACUAAUGCAAUUAUGAUGGAAGAGCUAACUAGUGUUAGAGAGCAUGCAGGAGGAAGCAAUGCUGCUACUAAAGAUGAGAGAAAUGUCAAAGGUGAACUUGAACCCGCUCAUCAAGCACCUUCUACAUCAUUUAGUACUCCAUGCUCAGAUGAGCUGAAUGUAAAAGAAUAUCCAAAUUCUUCAGGCACUAAGCCUUCUAAACAGUGUCAUUCUACUCUUGCAGACCCUAAUUUUGUGGAAAACUAUUUCAAGAGCUCACGACUACAUUUUAUAGGAACCUGGCGAAAUCGGUAUCGAAAGCGUUUUCCCACCUUGUCUACUGGGUUUAACAAUGAAAGUGCUAAUAAUAGUGCCUCUGAUAUUUCUCAUAAUUCAGUCAUUAUCCAUGUUGACAUGGACUGCUUUUUUGUCUCAGUGGUUAUCAGGAACCACCCUGAAUUGUUGGGCCAGCCUGUAGCUGUAUGUCAUUCAAAUAAUUCAAAUGGAACUGCUGAGAUUUCCUCUGCGAACUACCCAGCUCGUAGUCAUGGUAUUAGGGCUGGUAUGUUUGUUCGAGAUGCCAAGGCGCUUUGUCCCCAUCUUGUUAUCUUUCCAUACAACUUUGAAGCUUAUGAGGAAGUAGCCGAUCAAUUUUAUAGUAUAUUGCAUCAGCGUUGCAAGAAAGUGCAGGCUGUAAGCUGUGAUGAAGCAUUUUUAGAUGCCACAGAUUCAGAGGUUGAAGAUCCUGAACUCUUAGCUUCAUCUAUUAGAGAAGAGAUCUAUAAGACCACUGGAUGUACAGCUAGUGCUGGUAUAGCUGGAAAUAUGCUUAUGGCUCGUAUUGCUACUAGAACUGCAAAACCGAAUGGUCAAUAUCACAUAACUACAGAAAAAGUUGAAGAUCAUUUAUGUCAACUCCCAAUUAAUGCACUUCCUGGAAUAGGGUAUGUCUUACAGGAGAAGUUGAAGAAACAGAAUGUUCACACGUGUGGACAGUUGCGCAUGAUUUCCAAGGCUUCAUUGCAGAAGGACUAUGGUAUGAAAACAGGAGAAAUGCUGUGGAUUUAUAGCAGAGGAAUUGAUAACCGGUUAGUUGGAGGCUUUCAGGAAAGUAAGUCUGUUGGGGCUGAUGUAAAUUGGGGUGUGAGAUUCAAAGAUAUAAAAGACUGUGAACACUUCCUAAUAAACCUUUGCAAGGAGGUCUCGUUACGAUUGCAGGGUUGUGGAGUGCAGGGGCGCACUUUCACUCUCAAGAUCAAAAAGAGAAGAAAAAAUGCUGAUGAACCUGCAAAGUUUAUGGGCUGUGGAGACUGUGAAAAUUUGAGUCACUCAGUAACGAUUCCUGUUGCUACUGAUAAUGUGGAAAUACUCCAAAGAAUAGUAAAGCAGUUGCUUGGAUGUUUUUACAUAGAUGUGAAGGAGAUUCGAGGUAUUGGCUUGCAUGUUUCCAGGCUUGAAAGUGCAGAAGCUUCUAAACAAGGUACAGUAAAAUAUACUUUGAAAUCAUGGCUCACUUCUGGAUAUGCAAGUAUUGAAAAUCAGAAAUAUCCUAUGGGUCAUGACAAGCAGAACAGGGAUAGCACUUGCAGUCGUGCUUGUAGAGAUUUGCCAGGGUCUUCAGUAGAAAUGGACAAUAAAAUACCUAAUAACCAAGCAAGUACCAACCCAAUUUCAACACCCCCUCCUUUAUGUAACCUUGAUGUGGAAGUUAUACGGAAUCUUCCCCCGGAAGUAUUUUCAGAAUUAAAUGAAAUUUACGGAGGGAAGUUAAUUGAUUAUAUUGCUAACAGCAAAAGCACAAGUGAGAAUUCUAGCCCUUCAGGCAACUCAUUUUUGGAGCAAGCAAUAAAAAAGGAAGAGGAACUUUCCUAUUCUAAGCCGGUUCCUCAAAACAAUCCAUUAUCAAAAAAUAAGGCAAAGCAGAAUGAGGCAGGCACAGGUGAAGGUGAAGCAGUACCAUAUUCAGUGUGUGGACCCUAUUUCAAGGUUACUCACCAUUCAAGUUUUGAAAAAGAUGAUUUAUUGCCUUCUUCUUUUAGUCAAGUUGAUGGUUCAGUGUUUCAACAAUUGCCUGAGGAUUUGAAAGCUGUCAUUGUUGAGCAGCUUCCUGCACACAGGAGGGCAGAGAUUUGCUCCAAUGUUGUUGUGGCCCCUCCUCUUGAAAACCAUUCAUUGUCAGUAGGCAUUGAAAUUUCUGAGAAUUUUCCUGGAUCAAGUUAUCAUGACAACUUAUGGGCCGGGAAUCCCCCAAAUUGGGUUGGGAAGUUUAAAGUUAGCAGUUGCUUAAUGUUAAAGAAACUUGCAGAAAUGUAUUACAAAUCAGGGUUGACUAGCACAUUAUCCUUAGUUUUGCACCAAAUUAUAUCUGAAUUCUAUGAGCUAAAUCUGGCCCAGCAGUUUUCUGAUGAAACUGUUAACAUUAUGUGUGAGCUACUGAGGCAGUAUAUCAAAGUGAAGAUAGAAAGAGAUAUUGAAGAGAUUUAUAUUUGUUUUCGGCUUCUGAAAAGGUUUGCAGCUAAGUCCCAGUUUUUCCUACAAGUAUAUAAUAGUGUAUGUCCUUACCUUCAGGCAACUGUUGAUGACAAUUAUGGAGGGACUUUGCUUUUAUAAUCAUAGUAGCACUCAAAUGAGUGAAUUCUUACCUACUAUGGGAAACUUGAGCAAAAUUCUCUGGUUUAACUGAGGUCAGAUCCAAUUCAACAGUUGCUAUUCACCACUGAUGCUGCUGAGGUGUCACAGUGAAAUGGUACUGUAGCUCAGUCGACUUUCAAAAGGCAGAAGAUUAAUUAAUUUUCUGCAAGUGAGGCAUGUGGGGAUUGGGGACCGUACUUUUUCCAAUCAAAUUACACGUAACUUGACAUUGACGCCAAAUCCAAGACUCCUUGGAAGAGUAGUUUUCUUGCCACUAGCAAUUGGAAUGAUAUAAACAUCUCUCCAUUUUCGAGUGGAUUGAGGUGGAAGAAAGAGAGAAACAAGGAAAGGUAAAGACAGGAGAGUAAGUAAUAUAUGUGACGAGAUUGGGAAAAAAAGAGAUAUGAAGAAAAUGGAUUAAAAAUAAAGUGGAAGAGAAAGUGAAUAUAUGUUUAUAAUUGUUAUUUACAAGUCAAUACUCCUACAUUGCAUCUGGUUGGAAGCGGAGAAAUUUGACCAACCAAUUUCAUUCUCACAAGAGCGGCUGUUUAAUUUGGCUUGGUCUUUCGCCAAAUUAAUUGGUAGUACAUACGAAUUUGCUUUUUAGAUUUUUGCUUCAAAGAAUUGUUUAUGUCAAGAUAAUUGAGAGAUGGUUAACUUUUGAAUAAGUACCCAUGCUUGACUUCUGAAACCUAAAUAUACUGCCUAGAUUAAUUUCUUAUAUAAUCUUAAUCCAAAAUCAAUUACAUUUAUUUACU